UAGACGACCAGUUUGUAGUUUGUGUGUCUAUGCCUGGUUGAAACACGAGGAACUUCCCGAGUGUGAGUUGGAUUGAAAUGUUGUUUGCGCAGGAGCUUUGGUGAUUCUAAUCUCUUAUGGUGAUUCGUCUGGCGAGGAUGAGAGUUUAUAAGACUCUCAUCGUGGGAUCUCUCAACCGGUCGGCUGAGCUUCCCAAGGUGUCCAAGUUUAAGUUCGUGAUGCUUGACUUUGAGGUGUUUGGAACCUCCCGUGGUGGUAAAGGACUCAAACAGAUAUCUGUGUGAUCGACACCCGAGAAAGAAAACAAUCGUUCAUCCACAGCGCCUGGAAGCCUUCGAAGAUCAGCAUCUAGCUUUAAACCAUUAAUCAUGUUGAGACAGUCCGUGAACUAUCAGCUCCCAGCGGCGGCGACAUCGUGCUCCAGAUCAUACCUCGACUCCAGGGAGCUCGCAUUCCUAUCCAAGGAGGAGCACAGUAGCCCUGGACCGGAGAGGUACUAUUACAACACUCCCGAGAAGCUCAAGAACAACACGACAAUCAAGGAAGCGUGGCCACUGUCGGGGCUCUCGGUGCGAGGCAUCAGCAUCCUCCGCGGAUCAAACGACGCCGCCUGCGUGGAGCAGCUUCUCCUCCACUGCGCCACCGCGCUGGAAUCCAGCGACACCACUUUCGCCCAGCAGAUCAUGUGGGUUCUGAACAACAUCGCCGCCUUCGAUGGCGAUCCAAACCAGCGCGUCGCCGCCUGGUUCCUCAAGGCGCUCGUCUCGCGGGUGUCGAGAACGCUGCUCUCAUUCAGCUCCUCGCCGCCCAGAUUCCUUCCCAGCUCUUCUCCCACUGCCGCUGCCAACACGAAUCUUUCAGUUUUCCAAGACUCUUGCUUGAACCUCGAUGCCAGCAGUGCCUCUUGCUUCGACAACCGCCUCCUCACUCCAAUCCAGCUCGCCAAAUUCGUUGAUCUAACUCCAUGGCACCGUUUUGGCUUCUCGGCGGCAAACGGCGCCAUCCUCGAGGCCGUCCAGUCGCGCGACAAGAUCCACAUCCUCGAUCUGAGCAUCACGCACUGCAUGCAGUGGCCGACGCUCAUCGAAUCGCUCUCCAACCGGCCAGGUGGACCUCCCAACAGCGUCCGGUUGAGCGUACUGACUGCCCGCCCCAGCGUUCCACCCUUCGUUGACAUGCCGUACGAGGAGCUGGGCACACGCCUCCGUACGUUUGCUCGCAGCAAGCGCGUCAACCUCGAGUUCGAGGUGGUGAGCUCCAGCGAUCUCAUCCCGGGGCUCUUCCAGAUCCGCGAUGGCGACGAGGCAUUGGUCGUGAACUGCCAGCUCCGCCUGCAUUACUUCCCGGAGAUCGAUGACCACGACGGCCCCCACUUGGAUCAUCACGGGCUAUCAUCGCCGCGAGACGAGAUCCUCCAUCUCAUCCGGAGCCUCAACCCGGACAUGGUGACGCUGGUGGAGGAGGACGCGGACGUAACAUCGCCCAGCUUGGUGGAUCGCCUCCGCGCGGCCUACAACCAUCUCUGGAUCCCGUUUGAUCUGCUCGAGUCGUGCCUGGCCAGGAACCACGAGCUGCGCCUGCAGUACGAGGCAGAUGUUGGGCGGAAGAUCGACAACAUUGUGGCCUGCGAGGGCGAGGCGCGGAUCGAGCGGCUCGAGUCGAGGGACAAGUGGAGCCAGCGGAUGAGGUUUGCGGGGUUCCGGCAGCUGGGAUUUUGCGACGAGGUGUGGGGAGAUGUCAAGUGGAUGCUGGAGCAGCAUGCCACUGGGUGGGGACUCAAGCGCGAUGCGCACGACUUGCUGCUCACUUGGAAGGGGCACAAUGUGGUGUUUGCUACUGCAUGGACUACAGGUUGAUCAUACGAUAUUCAUGAUGUUUGUUCCUGUGAGAAACUUCAGCUUUUUAUUUUGAUGUGUAAAAAUUUGCCCGCUCGCUCAUCAGUUUGUUCCUAAAAGCCUGGAAUGCUGGUUGAAGCGUUUAGAUAUGAAUCAAUAUGGCAUCGGUAGCCACGAAAUCAUUCUCAAUGGAAGCAGUAGGAGCAAUGUGGUAGCUUGAGCACUCCCAUCGCAGCUACCUGUCUCACGUAACCAUUGUUAUCCUUGAGGCCCUUCCUGAGAGACCACUCCACGAAUUCAUCGUUUGUACAGUCCUUCCAUCAAUAUAAAA
This is a messenger RNA of Selaginella moellendorffii, 2166 nucleotides long. RefSeq names its product scarecrow-like protein 32. Gene Ontology annotation, biological process: regulation of DNA-templated transcription. The transcript has 4 exons. The record is from RefSeq and is a predicted model, not a curated record. The coding region runs from base 369 to 1856 and encodes 495 amino acids. NCBI's taxonomy places the organism in Eukaryota, Viridiplantae, Streptophyta, Lycopodiopsida, Selaginellales, Selaginellaceae. Gene Ontology annotation, cellular component: nucleus. Gene Ontology annotation, molecular function: sequence-specific DNA binding; DNA-binding transcription factor activity.